Messenger RNA from Zalophus californianus (California sea lion), 3391 nucleotides. It is a transcript of the gene ZNF235, whose product is annotated as zinc finger protein 235. NCBI's taxonomy places the organism in Eukaryota, Metazoa, Chordata, Mammalia, Carnivora, Otariidae. Gene Ontology annotation, cellular component: nucleus. The coding region runs from base 294 to 2459 and encodes 721 amino acids. The record is from RefSeq and is a predicted model, not a curated record. The transcript is spliced from 5 exons. Gene Ontology annotation, biological process: regulation of DNA-templated transcription.
CUCGGCGGCAUUUCCGCUCCGGGAAGGCGAGGUCGGGGCCGAGAUUGCUGGCCGUGAGGCUCAGGAAUCUACCAGAAGCACUUGAGUUAGGGACUGUUCAUGAACAAAGGCAGCUGACUGAGGGGGCCCAGGGGAUGCUGGAAUCCAGCCCCUGUUCUAAGUUCUGCCUGGAGAAAGCAGCUUCCUGUUGGCACAAAGCGCCACACCGACUACCAGCUCUCUCCUGAUGACUUUCCCUUCCACAGUUUUGCCUUUCCAGAGCUCUGCCUCUCCCCAGAAGGAAAAGGAGAAAAAUGACCAAGUUCCAGGAGACAGUGACAUUCAAGGACGUGGCCGUGGUCUUCAGUGAGGAGGAGCUGGGGCUGCUGGAUUCCACCCAGAAGAAGCUGUACCGAGAUGUGAUGCUGGAGAACUUCAGAAACCUGGUCUCUGUGGGGCAUUCAUCCUCCAAACCAGAUAUGAUAUCCCAGUUGGAGAGAGAGGAAAAGCUUUGCAUUAAGGAGAUCCACACUGAGAGAGGAGGUAGGAAUCAAAAUGAGGUGGAGACUCUUCAUGAAGCAGGAAUAAGGUGCCUUUCGUUGGGAGAGCUUUCAUGUUGGCAAAUCAAGAGACGUGUUGUGAGCAAAUUAAACAAAAAUCAAGACUCUGUGAUAAAUAUUCAAGGAAAGAGUUCUCAGUUCCCUGACCAGUGUGAUUCCCCCUGUCAAGUGGGAGCAGGAAUAUGUAUUCAGGCUUCUGUGGAGGACAGCUGUAUCAUGAAUCUUCUAGAGGAUCAUUCCAAGAUUAUUGAAAAGCAAGAAUUUCUGGCUGGGAUAGCUCAUAAUUCUUGGAGUAAAAUAUAUCUAAGUGAAACACAGAAUUACCAGAGAAGUUGUAAGACUCAGAUGAAAAGCCAAUUAUGUAUAUUUGCUCCAUACGUUAACAUUUUCAGUUGUAUUUCACACCACCAUGAUGACGAUACAGUGCACAAGAGAGACAAAGCUCACAAUAAUGACUGUGGUAAGGUGUCCCCUCUUAUCCAGCAGACCUACCACUGUAGUGAAUGUGAGAAAGCAUUCAGUGAUGGCCCCAGUCUUGAACUUCAUCAACAGGUACACUCGGGAAAGAAGUCCUCCCCUUACAGUGCACAUGAGAAGGACACCAGUUAUAGCUCAGCUGUUCCCAUUCAGCAAAGUGUUUACACAGGAAAGAAACGCUAUUGGUGUCAUGAGUGUGGGAAGGGUUUCAGCCAGAGCUCAAACCUGCAAACUCACCAGAGAGUCCACACAGGGGAGAAGCCCUAUUCGUGCCUUGAGUGUGGUAAGAGCUUUAAUCAGACCUCACAUCUUUAUGCCCAUUUGCCUAUCCACACAGGAGAGAAACCCUACCGAUGUGAAAGUUGUGGGAAGGGCUUCAGUCGUAGCACUGAUCUGAAUAUUCAUUGCAGAGUUCACACUGGAGAGAAACCUUACAAAUGUGAGGUAUGCGGGAAGGGCUUCACUCAGAGAUCACAUCUUCAGGCCCACGAGAGAAUCCACACUGGAGAGAAACCAUACAAAUGUGGAGAUUGUGGUAAACGCUUUAGUUGUAGCUCAAAUCUUCAUACCCAUCAAAGAGUCCACACUGAAGAGAAACCAUACAAGUGUGAUGAAUGUGGGAAGUGCUUCAGUUUGAGCUUUAACCUUCACAGCCACCAACGAGUCCACACCGGGGAGAAACCGUAUAAGUGUGAAGAGUGUGGGAAGGGUUUUAGUUCAGCCUCAAGUUUUCAGAGCCAUCAGAGAGUUCACACAGGAGAGAAACCAUUUCGCUGCAAUGUGUGUGGUAAAGGCUUCAGUCAAAGUUCAUAUUUUCAAGCCCACCAGAGGGUCCACACUGGAGAAAAACCAUACAAAUGUGAGGUGUGUGGGAAGCGCUUCAAUUGGAGCUUGAAUCUUCACAAUCAUCAGAGGGUUCACACAGGAGAGAAACCUUAUAAAUGUGAAGAGUGUGGGAAGGGCUUCAGUCAGGCCUCAAAUCUUCAAGCUCAUCAGAGUGUCCACACUGGGGAGAAGCCAUUCAAGUGUGAAGCGUGUCAGAAGCGAUUCAGCCAGGCCUCACAUCUUCAAGCCCAUCAGAGAGUCCACACUGGAGAGAAACCAUAUAAAUGUGAUACGUGUGGUAAGGCCUUCAGCCAGAGGUCAAAUCUUCAAGUCCAUCAGAUAAUUCACACUGGAGAGAAACCAUUUAAAUGUGAGGAGUGUGGGAAAGAAUUUAGUUGGAGUGCUGGGCUCAGUGCUCAUCAGAGAGUUCACACAGGAGAGAAACCCUAUACAUGUCAGCAGUGUGGUAAAGGCUUCAGUCAGGCCUCGCAUUUUCACACACAUCAGAGGGUCCACACUGGGGAAAGGCCAUACAUAUGUGAUGUCUGUUGCAAAGGCUUCAGCCAGAGAUCACAUCUUGUAUACCAUCAGAGAGUCCACACUGGAGGAAAUCUGUAGACAUGUGAGGUGUGGUGUAGCCUUCAAAGUUCACAUCCUCCUCUCUACUGGAAAAUCGAUGCUGGGAAUUGUGGGAAGUUCCUUCAGAAUUCAGAAGCCUCAAGGAAUCUUCACAUGCAAGUAAGCUCUGUAAAGUGCUGUUUUAAGGACUCGGGAGAUAAAUUCUUUACAAACAUCAGAUUUCACAGAGAGAAAACCUAUAAAUACAGUCAAUGUUUGAGUUCUGAAUGUCCCAAUUUUCAGGAUGCAACGCAAAAGAAUUUCAAAAUUCAUCUGAGUCUACCCAGGAAAGAGGCCUUAUAAAUGAAGAUUAGGGGCAGAACUUUAAUGAAAGUAUCAUGAGGGACAAGUAAAAUUAACGGCAACGGCAAUGUAACCUCCAUGUAGGGAGGGAUGUUUUUCACUGCUUUAUCUCUACCAUGUAGAAGUGUGCUUGGCUCCUAAUAGAUGCCCAGCAAUUACUGAAUAAAGGGAGAAAAUCUAUCAUUAGGACAAGUAUUUAAAAAUUGUACUCCCCUACCCAGAUUUCAUAAUAACAUACUCAAAAGGAAUCCUGCAAGUAGCCUUAAUGAGAUUUCAGGAAACGUUCAAGUACAGAAAAUCAUGUCAUGCUGUCAUCCACAGUAAGGCAAAUUUGGAUGAAAUUUGUGAAUGGCCCCCAUCCUCCAUCCAGCCCUGGUUCUUUGUAGUAUGUCAGCCCUUGUGUACAGUGUAAUAUUUAGUAUCAUUAGUUUGUAUUUUAUAGACUGAUAAUACUGUUUUUAACUAAUAACAUACUACAAUUUAUAUGCCUGGAAAUUUUGGACCCUAAUUCAUUAAGGUAGGAUUUCACUGUUACUCUUUGAAAGUGUUAAAAGUAGUUACUAAUGACAAGAAGUUUUUUAGUAAACUUGAAUUGUUAGUAAUUGGUUUCUUCUCAUUAUUUCCCUUCA